Molecule: messenger RNA, 3154 nt
Organism: Tupaia belangeri chinensis (Chinese tree shrew)
Lineage: Eukaryota; Metazoa; Chordata; Mammalia; Scandentia; Tupaiidae
Gene: PTER
Product: phosphotriesterase related
Exons: 5
Coding region: 183-1232 (349 amino acids)
Biological process (GO): catabolic process
Molecular function (GO): zinc ion binding; hydrolase activity, acting on ester bonds
Source: RefSeq, a predicted model, not a curated record
GGAGAAGACCAGGGCGGAGGUGAAGUGGAAGGAAAGUGAACUGACAGAAAACACCCGAGAAGUUGCCUUUCCGAGGGUCCCCGGGGAGAAAUCGGCGCGCAGAGAGGAGAAAAGUAGCUUAGGGACACCGAACCUGUGGGCCUGAAAAUACUGUUUUUAGAGCAUCUCCAGCCCCAUCAGAAAUGUCUUCCUUAAGUGGGAAAGUCCAAACUGUUUUGGGCCUUAUAGAGCCAAGCAAACUGGGCCGCACCUUGACCCACGAACAUCUGACAAUGACCUUUGACUACUUCUACUACCCGCCUCCUCCAUGCCAUGAAGCUAUCUCAAAGGAACCUAUCAUGAUGAAGAAUUUAUUUUGGAUUCAGAAAAACCCUUAUUCCCAUAAAGAGAAUCUUUAUUUAAAUCAGGAGACAGAAGCCAUAAAGGAAGAACUGUUGUAUUUUAAAGCUAAGGGUGGAGGGGCUUUAGUGGAGAACACAACUUCUGGGAUUAGCCGAGAUGUGAAGACCUUGAAAUGGCUUGCUGAAGAGACUGGAGUCCAUAUCAUAGCUGGAGCUGGAUUUUAUGUGGAUGCAACUCACUCGUCAGAGACCAGAGCCAUGUCAGUGGAGCAGCUUACAGAUGUCCUUAUUAAUGAAAUUCUCCAUGGAGCCGACGGAACUACUAUCAAGUGUGGUGUUAUUGGAGAAGUUGGCUGCUCCUGGCCUUUGACUGAGAGUGAAAAAAAGGUUCUUCAGGCAACAGCUCAUGCCCAGGCUCAGCUUGGCUGUCCUGUUAUCAUCCAUCCUGGACGGGAUCCAAGGGCACCAUUUCAGAUCAUCCAAGUAUUACAAGAAGCAGGUGCAGACAUCUCCAAAACAGUCAUGUCACACCUUGAUAGGUCUCUACUUAAUAAGAAGGAGCUACUGGAGUUUGCUCAACUUGGCUGUUACUUGGAAUAUGAUCUCUUUGGUAAUGAACUCCUACAUUACCAUCUCAAUCCAGAUAUUGACAUGCCCGAUGAUAACAAAAGAAUUAGAAGGGUUCGUCUCCUGGUGGAGGAGGGUUAUGAAGAUCGAAUUCUGAUGGCACACGACAUACAUACGAAGCAUCGGCUGAUGAAAUACGGAGGUCACGGCUAUUCUCACAUACUCACUAACGUUGUUCCUAAAAUGUUACUUAGAGGUAUAGCUGAGAAUGUGAUUGAUAAGAUACUCAUAGAGAACCCUAAGCAAUGGCUAACUUUCAAAUAAGAUGGGUGUUUGUAAGAAGUCACACCUUGAACAGUCUGUGACUUCAGACCUACUGCAAGAUAUUCAUCAGAGUGACAUGGGACUAAUGACUGAUUAAUCCUCCCUAUGACAAUGAAGAGAGUUCGCCUUCUCUGCAACUGGCUAUUACAUCUGCACCUCUGGGGAGUUACUGAACUUAGUAAGCCCCAUUGUGUUGCUGUAACAAAAUAAAUGCAGAAAUGACCUGUUUCCAAACAAUGAUAUAAAGUCUGUAUCCUGUAAGUGGAAUUUUAGCUUUUGUUUUUCUGUUAUCUCCUCAUCUAUCAGCGGUACUACUUGAGAAAAUCUAAAGUGUUUCUAGUUAAAUUACCCCCUUCUGGAGCAAUUUAAUGUUUCUUGUAAUAUUGAUGAUCCUACUAAUUAUCAUGCUGUUCUUUAAUUAAUGCUUAAUGAAUAAUAUGGCACUUUAAAAUAGCUUCUGCAGCAAGGGAAGUUAAAUUUUGAGACUUUUUUUCCCAAAGGAUACUGUAGUAGAAUUGCUAACUCACAAUAGAAAUAUUUUGGAAGGUUAAUUAUGUUCUGUCUACCUAUUUAUAUACACUUACAAAAAAUUAUUUUUUAUGCCUUUGGCAUUCUGUAUCUAUUUUUUGCUGUAAAUUGUGUCGUGUUUUGCAAAGUUUCUAUAAGAACAUAUAGCAGUACUGAAUUAUAAAAAUUCAAUCAUAAAAGUCAAAAUAUAUUACAUAAUAGUUUAAUGAAUCAUUACAUUUAUAAUAACAACGGCCAUGAUUUAAUUAAGAUAGAAUGCAAAAAAAGAGAAAUGUUUGCCUUAUGUACAUAUAUAUAUAUUCCCUUUAUUUCCUUUACCUUUUGUUUUUCCUUAAGCCUAAACAAAGAAAACAAUACUUACUUAUCUGAAGAAAAGGUCAAAUCUAUUGGAAAUGACAGUCUGAUUCUAGAGCCUACUCUUUAAAAGGUACCCAGCCCUGAUGUUUUGUAUAAACAAAGUUUUUUUUUAAACAAUGAGUUGAAACUUAGUUCAUGUACACUUAUAUUUAUAAACUAAUUUCUUGAUCGAAUCCUCACUGUGCAAUUUGAUACAUUUUUUAAAAAUCUUUAAAACCCUUGUUGCCAAUUCCUCUUCGAUUUUAGAGAUAUAUAUCUAUUAUGAUUCAUUUAUGAAUUAUCUUACACAUUAGACUGUCCAAAAAAAAGUUAGUCACUAUUCUUGAUGAAUGGACUAAGUGUUUUUUAAUCAUAUAAAUCAUGACAGUUACUCAGACCAAGGCAUUUAAGCAGAGCAACCACCACCUUCAGAUGGGAACCACUAUCUAUAACUCUUGGAAAGUUAAGUUUGCUAAAUAAAAGAUACUUCUGCUGAUCAAAGAUGAUCAAGCUUUCUGUGUAUUAGAACAGAAAGUACCAAAGAGGAAUGAGCCAGAACAAACCAAUUCCUUUAAAUGAAAAAUGCAAAUGUCUUUCACCACUAAAACAAACAGAUUUUUAAAUCUGUUUUUGAAGUCUACUUGUCACAGUCUUCAAAGACAACUGAAAGGAGAACAGAUUUUUUUUUUUUCAUUGUAAUAGUGGAAGUUGUGUAAUAGUUAGGAUGUAGCAACAUGCAUUUUUAAUCUUUUCCUUAGAUUAAAUAGAUGGCUUUGGCGGUGUAUUUUAACCAGAGAGAAAGGAUUUGUUCUACUCUCAAAAUCUACUUCACUGUCAGCUUCUAUCCACCUGAGAAGAAAAAAAUGGAUCAUUCAAAUGCAUGUAAUUCAUAAAGGUUGUGAAGGAGAGCCACUUUGCUUCUGCAGUCCUAAUCUGAGCAGUCUGUUACAGAACGCAGUGAAAGUAUUGAUUGGCGAGUGGUAAUAAAGCAGCCAUAGGCUUAACUUACAGAUGGGAAGUAUAGAAUAUUUUAACCUAAUAAAAUUUAAUUUUCUGGA